Messenger RNA from Fusarium oxysporum Fo47, 477 nucleotides. RefSeq names its product DNA-directed RNA polymerase core subunit RPO26. The record is from RefSeq and is a predicted model, not a curated record. The coding region runs from base 1 to 477 and encodes 158 amino acids. Gene Ontology annotation, biological process: DNA-templated transcription. Gene Ontology annotation, molecular function: DNA binding; DNA-directed RNA polymerase activity. NCBI's taxonomy places the organism in Eukaryota, Fungi, Ascomycota, Sordariomycetes, Hypocreales, Nectriaceae. The transcript is spliced from 5 exons. Gene Ontology annotation, cellular component: RNA polymerase III complex; RNA polymerase II, core complex; nucleus.
AUGUCUGAUUUCGGCGAUGACGAUGUUGGCGGCGCUGGCGGCGACGAGCCCAUGUACGAGGAGGAGGAGAUCACCGAGUACUACGACCCCGAGGUUCUCGAGGAGGAGGAUGGUGACCAGCAACAAAACGGACAAGACCAGGAUAAUGUCGUAGUCUCGGGAGAUCCUUCUGCCGCUGCCAACGCGCUGAAGGGCGGCGACAAGCUACUCAAAGACAAGAAGAUUCCCGAGAACGAGCGAACUACCACACCCUACAUGACCAAGUACGAGAGGGCACGCAUCCUCGGUACACGCGCUCUGCAGAUCAGCAUGAAUGCGCCUGUGCUAGUUGAUCUGGAGGGCGAGACAGACCCCCUUCAAAUUGCGAUCAAGGAGAUGCGGGAAAAGAAGAUCCCCUUGAUCGUGCGGCGAUACAUGCCCGAUGGCUACUACGAGGAUUGGACCUGCGAGGAACUUCUGCAUGUAUCAGGAGGUUAA